This is a messenger RNA of Fraxinus pennsylvanica, 309 nucleotides long. The record is from the annotation of a GenBank genome assembly. NCBI's taxonomy places the organism in Eukaryota, Viridiplantae, Streptophyta, Magnoliopsida, Lamiales, Oleaceae.
AUGCUAGAAAAAGAAGCUCUCAAUAAAGAGGAGAAUUCAAGAAGGAAGAAUUUUGAUGCAACCCUCUAUAAAAAUGACUAUACUUUGUGGACAUUAAAGAGCCAAUUAUCUCUCGCACAAUCUGGGCAGAUUUUAGGAAGUCUAAGUAUCGAUGAAACCUUAAUAAAAGAAGACGAAGAGAUGACCAAAUCUGCACUUUCUACUUUUAGGGCUAAGGAAAAGGAGAUUGAAAAGAAGCAGCUUGAGGUUAAAAAGAGAGUUCAAGCAGAGUUGGGCAGUAUUCAAGAAGAAACUCAGCAUUGGGUCUAG